AUGUCUGAGCGGCUAACCUUCCUUCUGCUCCCAGGUGCCCUGGUCCUGAUCCAGACCCAGGCUGGCCCCCACUCCCUGCGGUAUUUCUACACCAUCGUGUCCCGGCCCGGCGGGGCGCCCCAUUUCAUUGCCGUUGGUUACGUGGACGACACGCAGUUCGUGCGCUUCGACAGCGACUCGGCGAGUCCAAGAAUGGAGCCGCGGGCGCCGUGGGUGGAGCAGGAGGGACCCGAGUACUGGGAGCGGGAGACGCGGAAAGCCAAGGACAAUUUAAGGAAUUACCGAGUGAGCCUGAACAACCUGCGCGAGUACUACAACCAGAGCGAGGCGGACUCUCACACAGUCCAGCUGCUGUCCGGGUGUGAGGUGGGGUCCGACGGGCGCCUCCUGCGCGGGUACGACCAAUCCGCCUAUGACGGCGCCGACUACAUCGCCCUGAACGAGGACCUGCGCUCCUGGACGGCGGCGGCGGGCACGAAGGCUUGGAGAACCCAGCGCAAGUGGGAGGAGUCCGGAGCGGCGCUGGAAAAGAGGAACUACAUGGAAGGGGACUGCGUGAAGUGGCUCCUCAGAUACCUGGAGGUCGGGAAUGACACGCUGCUGCGCGCAGAAGCCCCCAGAAGACACAUAACUCGCCACUCCUUCUCUGACCGGGAGGUCACCCUGAGGUGCUGGGCCCUGGGCUUCUACCCUGCCGAGAUCACCCUGACCUGGCAGCGUGAUGGGGAGGACCUGACCCAGGACACAGAGCUGGUGGAGACCAGGCCUUCAGGGGAUGGAACCUUCCAGAAGUGGGCGGCUGUGGUGGUGCCUUCUGGAGAGGAGCAGAGAUACACGUGCCGUGUGCAGCACCAGGGGCUGCCGGAGCCUGUCACCCUGAGAUGGGAGCCCCCUUCUCAGCCCACCAUUCUCACUAUGGGCAUCAUUGUCGGCCUGGCUCUCCUCGGGGCGGUGGUCACUGGCGCUGUGGUGGCAGCUGUGAUCAGCAGGAGGAAGCGCUCAGGUGGGAAAGGAGGACUGUACAUUCAGGCUGCAAAUGGCGACAGUUCCCAGGGUUCUGAUGAGUCUCUCUCAAACCCUAGAGGGUCAUUUGUCUACCAGAAAAACUUUCCAGACCUCAAGGGCAUGGAUGUAAAUGCCCAGAUAUCUGAUCAGAUAACAAGGAUGAUUCAAAAUCUAAGUGAGACCCCAGAGAUGCAUCUGGAUGUGUAA
This is a messenger RNA of Sorex araneus (European shrew), 1212 nucleotides long. RefSeq names its product patr class I histocompatibility antigen, A-126 alpha chain-like. Gene Ontology annotation, molecular function: peptide antigen binding; signaling receptor binding. Bases 1 to 1212 code for a protein of 403 amino acids. Gene Ontology annotation, cellular component: external side of plasma membrane. The record is from RefSeq and is a predicted model, not a curated record. Lineage: Eukaryota; Metazoa; Chordata; Mammalia; Eulipotyphla; Soricidae. The transcript is spliced from 9 exons. Gene Ontology annotation, biological process: positive regulation of T cell mediated cytotoxicity; immune response; antigen processing and presentation of endogenous peptide antigen via MHC class Ib.